UUCUCGUUUUGAGCAAUCCAGGCAUCCGCUUGUCUGCAAUUGAGCUAAAACGAAAAUGAAAACGCAUUGUCGACCUCUCUGAAAAAGAACUUGCCCAAAGUCAUUCCAAAUGAAACUGCUCCAUCGGGAAUUGUCUCUCGCAGAAAGCGACACUUGACGUCGGUGUUGUGGCAGGAUUGAGUGUCAAGUGAUGAAUGGAAACAAGUGUCCGCUUAACCUGCAACGAGCCGUUGAUUAAAUAAAGUACAAGUUUGUUGAGACAGAAUGUCAGAAAAAGAAUAUGCCCCUCUCAGCUCGGCCUGUGUCCGGGCCCUCAAUGACAAGAUCUAUGACAAGCGAAAAGCCGCAGCUCUCGAGAUUGAGAAGAUGGUGAAGGACUUUGUGACAAGAAACAAAACCCAAGAAUUAAGACAACUAAUGAAAGUGCUGGGUCAAGAUUUUGCUGGUUCUCAAAACCCCAACACUCGGAAAGGAGGACUCAUUGGUUUAGCAGCGACAUCCAUUGCUCUGGGGAAGGAUACUGGGCAAUACACUGAAGAAUUAGUGCUGCCCAUACUUGCCUGUUUCUCAGAUGGAGAUCUAAGAGUGCGUUAUUACGCAUGUGAAAGCCUGUACAAUGUUGUCAAAAUUGCUAGAGGUGCGGUUUUACCACAUUUUGCUGAGAUAUUCAGUGCCUUAAGCAAACUGGCAGCAGAUCCCGACCAAAGUGUGAAAAAUGCUUCAGAGCACCUGGACCGACAAAUGAAAGAUAUAGUCAGUGAGGAUCCUUCCUUCGAUAUGAUGGCGUUCAUACAGCUCUUAAGAGAGCGAAUUUAUACUAAAAAUCCUUUUACAAGGCAGUUUAUAAUAUCAUGGGUAUCAGUCCUUUAUGCUGUUCCCGAUAUGGAUUUCAUUGUAUUGUUACCAGAAAUUUUAGAUGGCCUUUUAAAAAUGCUCGAUGAACCCUCAUUGGAAAUUAAGAAAACAUGUGAUACAGUUUUAGGUGAAUUCCUAAGAAGCAUUAAGCAAGAUCCCAGUAGGGCUGAUUUCUCUUCAAUGACAAACAUUUUAAUUAUACAUGCUCAAGCACAAGAUGAGUUCCUUCAACUCACCGCAAUAACAUGGAUCAAAGAAUUUGUCCAAUUGUCUGGUAGAAGCAUGUUACCCUAUGCAUCUGGUAUUCUGACAGCUAUUCUCCCGUGCCUUUCAUAUGAUACGGAUUCUCGAAAAAGUAUCCUUACGACUGCUUGUUUUCCCUUUACUUACUUUUACUUACUUUUCCUCCCCAUACAGUUCCCUAUUAUAAUUUCAAAAUCUUCCUUACAAAAAUAUUCAGAUACUAGAGAAACAGCCAAAGCUGUUAACAUUAGUCUUACCAGGCUAAUCACUGCUGAGGAAGACAACAAAGAGAGUGUUCUGAAUGUGGAGUCCAUCGUAGAUGUACUAUUGAAACAUCUCGUACAUACUGCUGUGCCCACCAAAGUUGCUGCUUUACAAUGGGUUUAUCAUUUGCAUACCAACAUUCCUGAUCGGAUGAUUGUACAUAUGGAUGAAAUAUUCCUUGUCAUGUUGAGAGUAUUGUCAGAUUCUUCUGAUGAAGUUGUCCAAAACGACUUAGAAGUUUUGGCUGAGAUAAUGUCGUACCCUUUGCCAGAUGACGGUUCUGGUGAUGCCUCGGGAGUUACAAAAAGUCCAAAUUCAAAAAAUCCUUAUUUUUCUAAAUUCAUUGUAAGCUUGUUGAAACUUUUUGCAACAGACAGUCAUUUACUUGAAGAUAGGGGCUCAUUUAUCAUAAGGCAACUAUGUGUCCUUCUUGAUGCUGAAGACAUCUACAGAACUCUGGCCACAGUUCUCUCAAAGGAGGAAAAUGUAACAUUUGCAUCCACAAUGGUUGAAAUUCUUAACACUAUACUUUUAACAGCUGCAGAGCUUUUCAAGCUCAGAAAUAAAUUAAAGGAUCUUUCUACUGAGGAAAGUUGUACACUGUUUUGUCAACUGUAUGAGCUGUGGUGUCACAAUCCAGUGGCAACUGUCUCUCUCUGUCUUUUGACCCAAAACUAUGCCCAUGCCAGCCGUUUGAUUAGAAACUUUGGAAGUUUGGAAGUUACAGUGGACUUUCUCAUCGAAAUAGAUAGACUGGUGCAACUUUUGGAAUCUCCCAUUUUCACUUUUGUUCGACUAGAGCUUCUAGAAAUUCCACACAACCAUCACCUUGUUCAAGCACUGUAUGGUUUGCUUAUGCUCUUGCCCCAAACUGAAGCUUUCCAUAUGCUGCAGCGCAGACUCAACUGUAUUCCAUCCCUCCACUUGCAAAAUGGAUUGACAUCAGGGGGAGUUGAAGAGAAGGUGGACUCAAGACCUGGAGCUAAAGGCAUAAACUUUGAUAAUCUCCUAAAACAUUUUUUUGAAGUUCAAGAGAAAGAUAGUCAAAAGAAGCAAAAUGACAGGCGAAUGGCUUUACUUCAGCAAGGUGUUAUGAAUCUUGAUGUCCAGUAAAUGGUAUAACUUUUGGACACAGUCAAUGUAUUUAAAAUUAAUUGAAAAAUUUCUGAGACAGGGUUCAGCUAGUUAAUUGGCAUUCCAGUGAAUGCAAGUCUCUGUGUGUGUCCUGUCAAUGUUUCAUGGCAGUUAACCAAUUGCAAUUGAAUUGGUUUCCAGAUGCCCUGGAAAUGUCCAGUAAUAUGCAUGUACCUAGCUGUAUGUACCAAGGUGAUACUGUAAUGCAUUUUUCUUGUAUAAAUUAAGUGAGAGGAAUGUCUAUAAUUUAUGUUGUUGAUUAAUAUAAAAUCUAAUAGAUAUGUU
Molecule: messenger RNA, 2781 nt
Organism: Thrips palmi
Lineage: Eukaryota; Metazoa; Arthropoda; Insecta; Thysanoptera; Thripidae
Product: protein VAC14 homolog
Exons: 12
Coding region: 265-2475 (736 amino acids)
Biological process (GO): positive regulation of kinase activity; phosphatidylinositol biosynthetic process
Cellular component (GO): PAS complex; endosome membrane
Source: RefSeq, a predicted model, not a curated record